AUUUAUAAACGUGCCAUUAUAUUGCUCGUAAUAUCGAUUUAUAGCGGUUAUAAUGAACCAAGUCGAGCAUCUGUCUGACCGAGUCGCAGCUGUUCAUCUCGACAGAAGGAGAAUCAGGGAGCAGAAGAGGCAAGAGAGGAUCUUUAGUGAUAAAGUCCGCACUAUUGGAGUUGAUAUAGAUGCUCUUGACCAACAAAUUAAGGAGCGAAGAGCGAAAGAGCAGAGAGAAGCGAAUGAGCUGAAAGUCUACGCGGAUGACCUACUGUGCAGUGAUGGUAUAGCAUGUAUCCUGGAGCAGCGGCAAAAGAAAGAUGAGCGGCAGCUGAAUGAGGACAUUGUGCAAUUCAGACAACAUUUUCAACAAGCAAGCAGUCGGAGAGAGUUCGAUCUGAAUGAUCCAGAGCUGCUAAAGAAGCAAGAAGGGCAGAGGAUACUGCCGGGACUGGUAGGAGAAGAUCUGGGCCAGAAGAACAGGCUGAGGAAACAGCAAGAGCAGCUCUACUCAUGGACAACACAGCAACAAGAAGAACUGGAGAGAGCAAAACUACAGCGAAAACAAGAAGAGAAUCAAUAUGACCAAAUCAGAAUGUCUCUGGACAGCCGAGCUCUCGAACUGCAGAAAAUGGAGGAACAAACCAAACGAGACUUAGUCAUCGCCACCAAAGACUUCAACCUUGCGCUGGCUGCUGAAAUUACACAUCGACGCCUAAAAGAGCGUCACGAAGAAGAGGAGAACAACCAGACAGAGAUCUUCAACCAGAUGAACGGAGACCUGCUGAUGGAAAACCCUGAGCAGAAUGUGAGUGUUCUGGGUUUGUCUCGUCUGCGCAGAGACUGCUACAAGGGAAUGAGUCCUCAAGAGCUCCAAAUGUACACACAAUACCAGCUGCAGCAAGCAGAAGACAGAAAGCGAGCCAACAUGGAACAACGGCAGAAGGAUCUUCAGGAGCAUCAGGAACGCAUGAAUUCAGCCCGUGCUGCAUUGCUGCUGGAAAGACAACAAGCACGCAUAAAUAAGGAGCUGCGCAGGGCGAUGGACAAUGCCAACUCACAGCUGGCCCAGGUCCAUGAUGCUCGGAAGAAACAUCUUCAGGAUGUGUACACCAACAUUCCAGAUGAGCGCUAUUAUUCCCAAUUUAACACCAGCAGUAGAUAAAUGUUAGAGUAAGAACCUAAGAGAUUAAAAAUCCUUUACUUUCAACAGCUUAAAGUGUUUUGGCUUGGCAAGCUUUGGAAAGCUGAACCAUUUUUAUUUAAUCACACUAAAGAUGGCAAACAUUAUGUGGACUAUG
Danio aesculapii is the source of this 1292-nucleotide messenger RNA. It is a transcript of the gene ribc2, whose product is annotated as RIB43A domain with coiled-coils 2. The transcript is spliced from 7 exons. The record is from RefSeq and is a predicted model, not a curated record. Lineage: Eukaryota; Metazoa; Chordata; Actinopteri; Cypriniformes; Danionidae. The coding region runs from base 53 to 1156 and encodes 367 amino acids.